AUGGUGGUCAUCAACAUUUCGAGUUUGGAUCGAGGGCUCGUCAUACCGCUCGCUCUGCUAACUACAAUUUCGUACACUCUUUAUAUCUUAAUUUAUAGGUUGUUCUUCUCACCCUUGAGCAAAAUCCCUGGGCCAUGGCAGACUAGGAUAAGCAGUCUCUUGGAAGUCAAUGCCCUGAAGGAGCAGCGUAGGACUCGAUGGGUCAGCGAGUUAUUCGAGCAGAAUCCUGGCGCGGUUGCAGUGAGAACUGGACCCAGUUCCGUUUCGUUCAAUCAUCCUGAUGCUGUGAAGGCAAUUUAUGGCCAUGGAAAAGGCUUCGAUGAGUUUGGCAAGUCGAGCUGGUAUGACUCCUUCUCCACAACUGGGGAAAGUCUCUUCUCCACGCGGUCGAAGAAACGUCAUGCUAUGAAGCGGAGGAUGGUUGCACACGGGUUCAGCGCUCAGAGUCUCUUGCUAUUUGAGCCUUUCGCGGACAAAAUGCUGGAGAAAUUCAUCAAAAAGAUGGACGGUUUUGCCGAAAGAGGGGAGCCAUUUGACAUAUACUUCUGGUUUGAGCUCUUUACUAUGGAUCUGAUGGGCGAACUGGCAUUGGGAAACAACUUCGGUGUCAUAGAAGCUGGAGAGCCUGCGAGGUACUCCACUCUCGUCGAGCAGUCACAACGGUUUGGAAAUCUCAGUGGCCUCCUUCCAUUUGGCAAGAGCAGUGUGAAAACUCUGAGCUGGGUGCCUCUUCCUUAUGUCCAGAAACUCUGGAAAGCCAGAGUGGAAUAUUUGGAAUAUGCAAGACUAGCACUUCAGAAGAGAUUCCAGGAUGAUCGCAGACAAGUGACCCCUACUGGAAAGCCACGUCAAGAUAUUAUGCAGCGUUUCAUUGAGGCACAAGAUCCAGAAACUGGUGUCAAGAUGGAUUUCGCUGAGCUCCGUGCCGAGGCAUCCUCGCUGAUGGUCGCCGGAGCGUCGACGGGCAGCGUCACGAUGAGUUGGAUGAUUUAUUAUCUGUGUAAGAACCCGGAUAUCAAAUCCCGGAUCGAGAAGGAGCUUGAAAUUAUGUUUCCUAACAAUCUGGACGGCAGCAAGCCAACUCCUUUCACGAAGUUGAAUAAAUUAAGUCUCCUCGAGUCUGCUGAGAUCGAGUGCCUUCGUUUGCACCCACCAAUCGGCUAUGCCAUGCCUCGAGACACCCCACUAGGAGGCGCCAUCAUCUGCGGAAUUUUCGUUCCAGGAGGAGUCGCCGUUGGCGUGCCAGCGGCAACCAUCGGCCGUCAUCCCAUGGUUUAUAAGAACCCGGACAAGUGGGAUCCAGAAAGGUGGUCAGAUGAGACGGCAGACAUGGCCAUGAUGAAGACUUGCUUCCUUGGUUUCGGGUUCGGAAGCCGGCAAUGCAUUGGACGCAACGUUGCAACGCAGUUUAUCACUAAGAUGAUCGCGACUUUAUUGCUGAGGUAUAAAAUUGAGCUGGAGAAUCCGGGUUUGGUACUCGAAACGAAAGAGUUCACGAUUUUGAAACCUUCUGAGAAGUACAAUGUAAUUCUGCGUAGGCGAAAGAGUUAGUCGGUGAGCAAGAAUAUGACAGAUAAAUCAAACAGCGGAUAUUACCUUGCACUUGUC
Hyaloscypha bicolor E is the source of this 1608-nucleotide messenger RNA. RefSeq names its product cytochrome P450. Gene Ontology annotation, molecular function: oxidoreductase activity, acting on paired donors, with incorporation or reduction of molecular oxygen; heme binding; iron ion binding. The transcript has 3 exons. The record is from RefSeq and is a predicted model, not a curated record. NCBI's taxonomy places the organism in Eukaryota, Fungi, Ascomycota, Leotiomycetes, Helotiales, Hyaloscyphaceae. Bases 1 to 1551 code for a protein of 516 amino acids.